This is a messenger RNA of Sitophilus oryzae (rice weevil), 13858 nucleotides long. RefSeq names its product dynein beta chain, ciliary (gene Dhc93AB). Gene Ontology annotation, cellular component: dynein complex. Gene Ontology annotation, molecular function: ATP binding; dynein intermediate chain binding; minus-end-directed microtubule motor activity. The transcript is spliced from 32 exons. The record is from RefSeq and is a predicted model, not a curated record. Gene Ontology annotation, biological process: microtubule-based movement. NCBI's taxonomy places the organism in Eukaryota, Metazoa, Arthropoda, Insecta, Coleoptera, Curculionidae. Bases 1 to 13434 code for a protein of 4477 amino acids.
AUGGACCAGCCUCCCGCAACAAUUGUUGAUCACCGCAUGGACUUCUUGGGCACUUACGUCCAGAAAUCUUUAAAACUCAAAACGGAAAAAUGGACGAGGGUUAUGACUACGGAAGAAUACAAGGCGAUGGUGAUGAAAUUUCUAGAAAGAUGUUCGCCGAAUUUGUUGGUGAUUAUUGUGACUCCAGCAGCUCAGCUUGUUCCAUCAAAUGGGUUUCCUUUGACCCAGUUAAAAAGCAAAGGUGUCUACUUCAUCAAAAAGGAGCCCCACCCUGUAUGCAAAUCUACCCCAGGUCUCUCUGUCAUUGUUGGAGAUUUAUCUCCAAAAAUUAUCGACCAGCUGGCAUCUCUUGUAGAUGAAAUCUUAGUUCCAUUACUGUCAAACUCACAAAACCAUGGACAGUGGCCUGUGGUAAUAGCCAAGGACGUCCACAAGCACGUACACAGUUUAAGAAGUACGGUAUACCAAGUAAAGGGUCAAGUAAACGGACAGACUGUCUUACCGAUGCCUGUUGGAGUGGAAAGAGUUGCAGAAGUUGAAAAAGCAGCUGCGGAAAGUAAUGGUCAAGUUUGCGAUUUGUAUUUAAAAAGUGGGAUUGAAGGAGUUGUCAUGAAAUGGGCUGCUCAGAUUAAUGAUGUUUUAAUAAACGAUUCUUCAGAACGAGUAUUAAAUCCUGUACCUUCUGUCGAAAUUGAAUUUUGGAGUCAGCGUUUAAGAAACUUACAAUACAUUUACAAGCAACUCAGGGAACCAAAAGUACGAAGUAUGGCGUCAAUUUUGGAAAAAACUCACAGUGCUUACUAUGUUUGCUUUAAAAAUCUUUUCAAAAAUGUAGUAAUCGCUCUAGCCGAAGCCAAAGAUGUCUAUUUGCAUCUAACACCACUUAAGAAGCACAUAACUGCUUUGGAAGAGGUGGAUUUUAGCGAAUGCAUACCUCUGUUGGCUCCGGUGAUGCACGUGGUUUGCAUUAUUUGGGCUACAUGUGAAUCAUAUGAUCAAGUCAAAUUCAUAACUUUAUUAAAACAAAUCUGUAAUUUAUUGAUUCUCGAGGCUAAAAAAUUCUUGGAUCCCACUACGUUAUUUCAUAGUGAUAUAGACGAGGCUAUGCAGAGAGUAGAGCUCUGCAUAAAAACGUUAAAACAAUUCAUGAGCUUGUUUAAAAUUUAUAAACUAAAUUUACCGAGAUUCUUCAAAAAUCGGGCUCCGAAUUUAUGGAACUUCGAUACGAACUUGGUUUUCCAAAGAUUUUUGGCGUUUUCUGAAAGACUGCAAACCAUCCAGUGGUUUUUUAAUACAGUUCUAGAAUUUAGUAAGCUAGAAAAAGUUGAAAUAGGCGGAAUCAAAGGGAAAAUUCUUAGUUCGAGGGUGACAGUAAUUUUUGGCGAGUUUCAGCAGUGCUACUCCAUUUUUUCUGGAAAAUCUUACGACGUUUUGGAUCCAGACGAUCCAUCUUUCCUCGACGACUUUCAAAUCUUUAAACAACGAAUUUUCGAGAUGGAUAUGAAACUUGCUGCGAUCCUUUGUCAAGCCUUCGAGGAUUGCUCUAAUUUAGACAGUGUUUUCAAAUUGAUCAAUAUCUCAGGUUGUUUGCUAGAAAGACCUAUAGUUAAGCUGGAAUUUACAAAGAAAUACAUACAAAUAACUGAUAUGCUCAAGGAGGAAGCUAGAAUGGUCGAGAACGCUUUUGAAGAACAAAUUAAUUACAAAAAUAAAUUUGGCGAAUUUAUCCUUGAUAAGUACGUCCCUCCUCUGACGGGGACAUUAAGAUGGACACGUAAUUUGGAAGAAAGAAUCUCUUCAGUUAAAACAAAACUCCAGAGUAUACAUCAUCCUAUGAUUAAGGAAGCGAAAACAGUGGAGGUGAUUGAAACAUUUGAUAAAAUUACCGAAAAUAUCCGAAAGGUUUCUCAAAAAGCACUGGUAGAUUGGGCCAACUCAAUCGAAAACCAAAUCGAAGAUAACUUAGAGUUAUGUCUGCUAAUCCGAAAUCAAAAAAAUAAAGAGCUAUAUCUCAACUUCAAACCGCAGCUAUCAGGUAUCCUAAGGGAAGUCCACUAUUUGAAGCUCAUGAACAUAACUGACAUACCUGAAAAAGCUCUCAAGUUAGCGGAAAGGAACGAAAUAUUCCGUAAAUAUAUUUCAAACUUAAACUCCACUAUAGCUUGGUACAACAAAAUUAGAAGAACCACGAAAAACGUCGAGUUUGACUUGAUUAAAAAUGAAAUUGGCGAAAUUGAUGGGAAAAUUUGUUUGGGUCAGACUGGCCUUAACUGGAACUCAAAUGAUUUGUGGGAUUACAUCAUGAAUCUUCACAGCCUAGUAAAGAAUCUCCAGGAUAAUUUGGGAAAGUGUCAAGUUAACUUAAAUAGCAUAAAAUCAAUUCUAAUACCCUUUGCAAGGAAGCCUUUGUUUGAAAGAAAAGACGGCAAAAAAGAUACGUUUUUAUGCAUUGAAGAUAGAGAUGAACGAAUUGCGAGAAGACAUUCAGAAAUAACUGAAGCAACAGAAACCAUACACACACUUUUAGAGAGUAAUUUGAAACUCUUUGGUAUGACUGAUAAAACAGAAUGUCCUGAGUGGAUAAACUAUAUUGAUUUCGUUGAUAAAAUUGUCUUAAGUUAUUUGUAUCAAUCUAUAGGAUACAGUUUGGGCUACAUAAACGAACACAUGGAUGCUUCCAAUAAUUUAGCACCGUUAUUCGAAUCGCAAAUGUUUUUGAAGGAACCAGAAAUAAUGUUUGAACCUUCUUUAGACCACAAUGCUCUGGAUGGGUUUAGUUCCCUGAUAAAUGGAUUGAUACAGGAUAUUUUAGGCACUGCAUUUAUUGUAUCUCGUUUAUCCAAAACUAAUGAGAAAUCCUACAUGGAGGAAAUCGAUAAGAACCAAGAUAUUGUCGAUAUUAAAACUGAUAUUUUACAAAACGUUGAUAAGGUCUUAGAAGAAGCAUACGAAUUUUGUAACGGAUUUCAAAAUUAUUCUUAUCUUUGGUUGGAUGACAGAGAUGAUUACUUAAAACAAAUAUUAACUUAUGGACGGCAACUAACUGGAGAAGAAAUUGAUUUAAUCGCCUUAAGAGAUCCCUAUGCGCCAAAACCUAGCCCUCCAAAAAUGGAGACAUUUCGUGAGCAAAUUGAUACUUUUGAAAAUCUUUAUGCCGAAGUGGAACAAAUCCAAGAAAAAGAAAUAUUUAAUGCUUGGUUUCAGGUUGAUAUCAAGCCUUUUAAACAAGCUCUUUUGAAUACUAUACGUAAAUGGGGUGACAUGUUUAAACAGCAUCUUGUAAAUACUGUUACAAGCAGCCUUUGUGAUUUGGGACAGUUUAUAAGGUCAGCUGAUGAAGGCCUUCAGCAGACUGUGCAAGAAGGUGAUUAUCAAGCUCUUGUUAAUGUUAUGGGAUAUCUGCUUCAUGUUAAAGAACGCCAAGCAACUACGGAUGAAAUGUUUGUACCGUUACGAGAAACCAUUGAACUUUUAAAGUUCUAUGACCAAGAUAUUCCUGAAGAAGUUAAUGUGUACUUACAGGAGUUACCUGAACAAUGGAACAAUACCAAAAAAAUUGCAAUUACCAUCAAACAGCAACUAGCUCCACUCCAAGCAGCUGAAGUUACUUGCAUAAGAAAGAAAAUUCUUGAGUUUGACAGUAAAGUCAUCAUAUACCGCGAAGUUUUCAAGAAAUAUACGUUUUUUAAGUAUUCAUGUCCUGAACCAUACAAUACAAUUGACAGGAUCGACAAAGAUCUUCGAAAACUAGAAAACGAAAUGAGGUCAAUUCACGAAUCGGGUUCUCUCUUUGAAGUAAAUGUCCCCGAUUUUAAAUUAUUGAAGCAAUGUAGGAGAGAUAUCAGAUUACUAAAGCAAUUAUGGGACUAUGUGCACAUAGUUCACACAUGUGUCAAUGACUGGAAAACGACGCCUUGGCGAAAAAUAGACGUAGAAAACAUGGAUAUAGAAUGUAAAAAGUUCGCAAAAGAAAUUAGGAUGCUCGACAAGGAAAUGAGGGGAUGGGACACGUACACUGGGCUAGAAGCCACGGUUAAGAACACUUUGACAUCACUCAAAGCAGUAGGGGAGCUUCAGAAUCCAGCCAUUCGAGAAAGACAUUGGGAUCAACUAAUGUUAUCUACAAAGACCCUAGCAGCAAUUCCCCAAGAAUUUAAAGCGAAAAUUGUUAUGGACCACAACACGACUUUGGCCGAUUUGUUAGAACUAAAUCUCCAUGAGUGUGAGGAAGAAGUAAAAAAUAUCGUUGAUAAGGCCGUAAAAGAAAUGUCAAUGGAGAAGAUACUUCGUGAGCUGAACGCUACAUGGUCUACCAUGGAGUUUGAACAUGAAAUACAUCCAAGAACAGGUUGCACGUUGUUGAGAGCUAGCGAGGAGCUUAUAGAGACUUUAGAAGACAAUCAAGUUCAACUGCAGAACUUAAUAACUUCAAAAUUUAUCGCCCAUUUUCUGGAAGAAGUGUCCUCUUGGCAGUGCAAACUAGGACUAGCAGAUCAAGUGAUUACCGUUUGGUUUGAGGUUCAAAGAACCUGGAUGCAUCUAGAAUCGAUUUUUAUGAGCUCUGAAGAUAUUAGGAAGCAACUUCCCGAAGAUUCUGCUAGGUUCGACAUUAUUGACAGGGAUAUUAAAGAGUUAAUGAAAGAUAUGGCUAAAGUCUCGAACGUUGUUGAGUCAACUAAUAGACCCGGACUUCUAGAAGUCUUGGAAGAACUUCAGAAAAAUCUGACUUUAUGUGAAAAAGCUUUGGCGGUUUACCUAGAGACCAAGAGACUUGCGUUUCCUAGAUUCUAUUUCGUUUCUUCGGCGGAUCUGUUGGAUAUAUUGUCAAAUGGUAAUCAACCACAACAGGUUGCAAAACAUUUGACAAAGUUAUUUGAUUCGAUUGCCCGAUUAAAUUUUGAAACUAAAGAAGAUAAAUCUUUAACAAACAUUAUUGAAGGGAUGUAUGCCAAAGAUGGAGAAUACGUAAACUUUUUCGAAAAAACGAACUGUAUUGGUGCUGUUGAGGUAUGGUUAAAUCGAAUCCAAAAUUCCAUGAGGUCCACUAUAAGGCAUUAUAUUGGAGAAGGUGUGCUUUCUUACGAAGAAAAACCUAGAGAUCAGUGGCUGUUUGAUUUCCCAGCGCAGGUUUCAUUGUGUGGAACCCAGAUUUGGUGGACCACCGAAGUCAAUAUAGCGUUUUCUCGUCUGGAAGAAGGUUACGACAAUGCUAUCAGAGAUUACUACAAGAAACAAGUGUCUCAACUUAGUACCUUGAUCUCUUUGUUAUUAGGGGAUUUAACUAAACAAGACAGGCAAAAAAUUAUGACUAUUUGCACCAUUGAUGUCCAUUCCAGGGACGUAGUUAGUAAAUUAAUACAGAGCAAGGUAGAAUCAGCUUUGGCUUUCCAGUGGGUGUCUCAGUUAAGACACAGAUGGUGUGAAAAAGAAAAACAUUGUUUUGCCAACAUUUGUGACGCUCAAUUUAAGUACAGCUACGAAUAUUUGGGGAAUACCCCACGACUGGUUAUCACCCCAUUAACAGAUCGGUGCUAUAUCACACUGACACAGUCGUUGCAUCUAAUCAUGGGUGGUGGUCCUGCUGGACCAGCUGGGACAGGCAAAACCGAAACAACAAAGGACCUAGGAAGAGCUCUUGGUAUCAUGGUGUACGUAUUCAAUUGUUCCGAACAAAUGGACUACAAAUCAUGCGGAAACAUAUAUAAAGGAUUGGCCCAAACCGGUGCUUGGGGCUGUUUCGAUGAGUUCAACAGAAUAUCCGUAGAAGUUUUGUCAGUAGUAGCUGUCCAAGUGAAGUCAGUGUUGGACGCCAUCAAAAAUAGAAAAGUCACAUUCGAUUUUAUGGGAGAUAUGAUAAACUUAGUUCCAACAGUAGGCAUUUUUAUCACUAUGAAUCCCGGAUAUGCUGGUAGAACGGAGCUGCCAGAAAACUUAAAAGCUCUAUUUAGACCUUGCGCAAUGGUUGUGCCUGAUUUUGAGUUAAUUUGUGAAAUUAUGUUGGUAGCAGAAGGCUUUCAAGAAGCCAAAAUCUUAGCUAGAAAAUUUAUAACCUUAUACACGUUAUGUAAAGAGCUAUUAUCCAAACAAGAUCACUACGAUUGGGGACUUAGAGCUAUAAAAUCUGUAUUAGUAGUAGCAGGGUCGUUAAAAAGGGGUGAUCCAGGCAGACCUGAAGAAGAAGUGUUAAUGAGAGCUCUAAGAGACUUUAAUAUACCGAAAAUAGUAACCGACGAUACGCCGGUCUUUAUGGGCUUGAUAGGUGAUUUAUUUCCAGCACUGGAAGUGCCUAGGAAAAGAGAUGCUGAGUUUGAAAGAACUGUAAAGCAAGCGGCCAUGGACUUGAAACUUCAGCCGGAAGAUAAUUUUAUUUUAAAGGUAGUUCAACUGGAAGAACUUCUGGAAGUUCGGCACUCCGUGUUCAUCGUUGGUAACGCCGGCACCGGUAAAACUCAAGUGUGGAAAACUCUCUUUCGAACCUACGUUAAUAUCAAGCGCAAACCAAUCUUUAACGACUUAAAUCCCAAAGCUGUCACUAACGACGAACUUUUCGGAAUCAUUAAUCCUGCUACUAGGGAGUGGAAGGACGGCUUGCUCUCCGUAUUAAUGAGGGACCAGGCGAACAUUUCCGGAGAUAAUCCGAAAUGGAUCAUUUUAGACGGCGAUAUUGAUCCCAUGUGGAUUGAGUCGUUAAAUACGGUGAUGGACGACAACAAAGUUCUCACCCUCGCCAGCAACGAGCGCAUUGCUCUCACUCCCACCAUGCGACUUAUAUUCGAAAUAUCGAAUUUAAGAACUGCAACACCUGCCACGGUCUCGAGGGCGGGUAUUUUAUACAUCAAUGCACAGGAUCUCGGCUGGAACCCCUAUGUCACUAGCUGGAUCGAAACUCGUGACAAUCCAGCUGAAAAAUCCAAUCUUAUAAUGCUCUUUGACAAAUAUAUACCCAUAUGUCUGGAUAACGUCCGAACUAGGUUUAAGAAAAUCACUCCCAUUGCUGAAACAUCUCAUAUAGAAAUGCUAUGUCAUCUUUUGGAGUGUGUUCUAACACCACAAAACACUCCCAGUGAAUGCCCGAAAGACUGGUACGAGUUAUACUUCGCCUUUUGCUGUAUUUGGGCAUUUGGGUCUGCUAUGUUUCACGAACAAGCCACAGAUUAUAGAGUUGAAUUCACUAAAUGGUGGGUAAAUGAGUUUAAAACUGUGAAAUUUCCUUCGACAGGAACUGUUUUUGAUUACUAUAUCGAUGAUGAAACUAAACAAUUUGCUCCGUGGUCUGAAAAACUAACUAGAUUUGAACUAGAUUCAGAUACGCCGUUGCAAGCUGUCCUCGUACAUACAGCUGAAUCUAUCCGCCUGCGAUAUUUCUUGGACAUUCUUAUGGAAAAACGACACCCGGUAAUGUUAGUAGGUAAUGCAGGUUGUGGUAAAACAGUUCUGGUAACUGAAAAGCUAACCACCCUUUCCGAAAAUUAUGCUGUCACGAAUAUUCCAUUUAAUUUUUACACAACCUCUGAAAUGUUGCAGAAAAUUUUAGAAAAGCCUUUAGAAAAAAAGGCUGGACGGAAUUAUGGUCCUCCUGGUAACAAGACUUUGAUAUAUUUUAUCGAUGACAUGAACAUGCCUGAGGUUGAUAACUAUGGAACCGUUCAACCACAUACCUUAAUUCGACAGCAUUUGGAUUACAACCAUUGGUAUGAUAGAAGCCGAUUGACUUUGAAAGAUAUUCGGAAUUGCCAGUACGUUUCUUGUAUGAAUCCUACUGCGGGCAGUUUUACAGUCAACCCCAGACUCCAGAGACACUUCUACGUGUUUGCUGUAAGCUUUCCUGGAACAGAAGCCCUCACAUAUAUUUACCAAGCUAUUUUAAGUCAGCAUCUCACGAAUUCAGAAUAUAAAUUUCCUUCUGUCGUACUAAAUCUAGCCGAAAACAUUGUUGCAGCCACCGUAGCUUUACAUCACAAGGCUUCACAAAUGUUCCUGCCCACAGCAUUGAAGUUUCAUUAUAUUUUCAACUUGCGGGACAUUUCAAAUGUAUUUCAGGGUCUUUUAUUCAGUACUACCGAUUGUUUAAACCAGAACGUAGAUUUAGUAAGGCUUUGGUUACACGAAUGUCAGAGGGUUUAUGGUGACAAACUAAUUGAAGAAAAAGACAUUGAUGCUUUCUUCAAAUUACAGUUAGACGUUUUCAAGAAAAAUUUCGAAGAGAUCGAUGAGUCUUUGGUGUUCGAAAAACCUAUUAUUUAUUGCCACUUUGCUGGGGGCAUUGGAGAACCAAAAUACAUGCCUGUAAUGAAAUGGAGUACAUUAAACAAGCUUUUAAAUGAAGCCAUGUCAAGUUAUAACGACUUAGUAGCCGCCAUGAACUUGGUGCUUUUUGAAGACGCAAUGAUGCACGUGUGUCGUAUAAAUCGUAUACUAGAAUCUCCCAGAGGUAGCUCGUUGCUAGUUGGUGUAGGCGGCAGUGGCAAGCAGUCUUUAUCACGACUGGCAGCCUUUAUUUCGUCAUUAGAAGUAUCACAAGUCCAGUUAAAGAAAGGAUAUGGUGUUACAGACCUAAAACACGAACUAGCUUCUUUGUAUUUAAAGUCCGGUCUCAAGAAUGUCGGAAUUAUGUUUUUAAUGACUGAUGCCCAAGUCCCAAACGAACAAUUUCUUGUUCUUAUUAACGAUAUGCUAGCUUCAGGUGAAGUUCCAGAUAUGUUUCCAGAGGAUGAAGUUGAAAAUAUAAUUGCUGGAGUUCGGAAUGAAGUUAAAGGAGCUGGGAUGCUUGACACUCGCGAGAAUUGUUGGAAGUUUUUCAUUGACCGUGUCAGGAAACAGCUUAAAUUAGUUUUGUGCUUCUCUCCAGUUGGUUCAACGCUACGUGUGCGCUCAAGAAAAUUUCCAGCUAUAAUAAAUUGCACCCAAAUCAACUGGUUCCACGAAUGGCCUCAAGAAGCUUUGAUUUCGGUAUCAUUAAGGUUUCUGCAGGAACUAGAAGUGCUUCCUGAUGAUUUAAGAGAAACAGCCUCUCGAUUCAUGGCUUAUGCACACACCUCUGUAAAUUCUAUAUCGAAAAUUUAUCUACAGAAUGAGAGAAGGUAUAAUUACACCACUCCCAAGUCUUAUUUAGAGCAAAUAAAUUUAUAUUCGAAACUACUAAGACAGAAAUCCAAAGAGCUUUCGUUGAAAGUAGAAAGACUAGAAAAUGGCUUGGAUAAAUUAAAAAGCACUGCCAUACAAGUCGACGAGCUUAAGAAGAAACUUGCUGUUCAAGAGAUUGAGUUAAAAGAAAAGAACGAAGCAGCGGACGCUUUAAUUGAAAUAGUCGGCAUAGAAACUGAAAAAGUGUCAAUUGAAAAGAAGUUAGCAGAUGAGGAAGAAGAAAAAGUGGCCAUGAUAGCCGAAGAAGUCAGUAAAAAGCAAAAAGACUGCGAGGAAGAUCUCUUGAAAGCUGAACCGGCAUUGAUAGCAGCUCAGGAAGCUUUAAAUACACUUAACAAAGCAAAUCUAACAGAACUCAAGUCAUUUGGUUCACCUCCAGGUGCUGUAACCAAUGUUACUGCAGCUGUGAUGGUUCUUCUAGCUCCAGCGGCUAAGAUUCCUAAAGAUAGAAGUUGGAAAGCAGCGAAGAUUACCAUGGCAAAAGUAGAUGCUUUUUUGGAUGCCUUAAUCAACUAUGAUAAAGAAAAUAUUCAUCCUGAGAUUAUUAAAGCUAUUGAACCAUAUCUUAAAGACUCGGAAUUUGAACCAGAAUUUGUCAGAUCGAAAUCUGCUGCUGCUGCCGGCUUGUGUGCUUGGGUUAUUAACAUAAUAAAGUUUUACGAAGUUUAUUGCGAUGUUGAACCCAAAAGAAAAGCUCUCGCAGCUGCUAAUGCUGAACUAGCAGCUGCCCAGGAGAAGCUGAAUUCAAUUAAAAAGAAAGUUGCUUCUCUUGAAUCACAAUUAGCAAAACUGACUGCUGAUUUUGAGAAAGCCACUCAGGAGAAAUUACUGUGCCAAAAAGAAGCUGAUGCUACCAAUGCUACUAUUGCUCUAGCAAAUAGAUUAGUGGGGGGAUUAGCUAGUGAAAAUGUUAGAUGGGCUGAAACGGUCAAUAAAUUCAUGGAGAGUGGUAAAAUGAUGCCUGGCGAUGUAUUACUAACGACAGCAUUUAUUUCUUAUGUUGGCUGUUUUACUAAGCAAUAUCGAUACGAUUUAUUGCAAAAAAUGUGGCUUCCUUUCAUCAAAUCAUUAGAGCCCAAAGUACCUUUGACAGAAGAGUUAGAACCUCUCUCCUUAUUAACUGAUGACACUAAAAUUGCUAAAUGGCAAAAUGAGGGACUACCAAGUGACAGAAUGUCAAUAGAGAAUGCAACAAUUUUAAUUAAUUCUGAUAGGUGGCCAUUAAUGAUUGAUCCGCAAUUACAAGGUAUUAAGUGGAUCAAGCAGAGGUUUGAUGAUCUCAGAGUAAUUCGCUUGGGCCAGAAAGGAUAUCUGGAUGUAAUUGAGAGGUCUAUAAGCCAAGGGGCUACAGUUUUAGUUGAAAAUAUAGAAGAGACAGUUGAUCCGGUAUUAGACACUCUUCUAGGUCGUAACCUCAUUAAAAAGGGAAAGGCAAUCAAAAUUGGUGACAAAGAAAUCGAAUACAAUUCGACUUUCCGACUCAUUCUUCAUACCAAACUAGCUAAUCCACAUUAUAAGCCAGAAAUGCAAGCGCAGGCUACUUUGAUUAACUUCACAGUCACUAGAGAUGGCUUGGAAGAUCAACUUUUAGCUGAAGUGGUGAAAGCUGAACGGCCAGACCUGGAAGAACUGAAAGCCGAUCUGACCAAACAGCAAAACGAUUUUAAAAUCAUGUUAAAAACCCUCGAAGAUGAUCUCUUGUCUCGUUUAUCUUCUGCUGGUGGCAAUUUGCUGGGUGAUACGACUUUAGUUGAAAAUCUUGAAACUACCAAACGAACAGCUGCUGAUAUAGAACAAAAGGUGGCUGAGGCUAAGAUUACUUCAGUUGAGAUUGACCAGGCAAGAGAGUAUUACCGACCAGCAGCUGCUAGAGCUAGUUUAUUGUACUUCAUUUUAAACGAGCUCAAUACUAUAAAUCCGAUUUAUCAAUUUUCCUUAAAGGCUUUUAAUGUAGUCUUCCAGAAAGCAAUAGCAAAAGCUGAUCCUGCAGACACUGUCUCAGCUAGGGUGAACAAUUUAAUAGAUUGUAUUUCAUUUUCUGUUUUUCAGUAUACAACAAGGGGUUUAUUUGAAAGUGAUAAGUUAAUAUUUGCGGCUCAGAUGACGUUUCAGAUUCUGUUAAUGAACCAAGAAAUAAUGACGAACGACUUAGAUUUUCUGCUUAGAUUCCCCAUAAAGCCCCAUGUGACCAGUCCUGUCGAGUUUUUAUCUAAUAGUUGUUGGGGAGGAGUUUGUAGUCUAGCCACAAGAGACGAGUUUAGAAAUUUGGAUCGAGAUAUUGAAAACUCACCUAAAAGAUGGAAAAAAGUCGUGGAAUGUGAAUGCCCAGAAAGAGAAAAGUUUCCUCAGGAAUGGAAAAACAAGACUGCCUUGCAAAGGCUUUGUAUGAUGCGGGCUUUAAGACCUGAUAGAAUGCUUUAUGCCAUAAUUGCGUUUAUUGAGGAGAAACUUGGAACAAAAUAUGUCGGAAAUAAAACGGUGGAAUUUUCGAAAUCUUACGAAGAAACUAGCCCAACAACUCCAAUUUUUUUCAUACUAUCUCCGGGAGUUAAUCCUCUUAAAGAUGUGGAAGAAUUAGGGGAAAAACUAGGGUUUACUAUGGAAAAACAGAACUUCCACAAUGUCUCUUUAGGUCAGGGCCAGGAAACAGUAGCUGAAAAAGCGAUGGAAACGGCUGCAAAACAUGGCCACUGGGUUGUCUUACAAAACAUACAUUUGGUAAAAAAGUGGCUGCCUACGUUAGAGAAGCAUUUAGAAAAGCACGCCGAAGGUGCCCAUACAGAUUACAGAGUGUUCAUGAGCGCAGAACCUGCUGCGUCUCCGGCUGGCCACAUUAUUCCCCAAGGAAUCCUAGAAUCGUCGAUAAAAAUCACGAACGAGCCUCCAACAGGCAUGCAAGCGAACAUUCACAAAGCCCUUUCAAAUUUUAACCAAGAAACUCUAGAACAGUGCAGCAAAGAAGCCGAAUUUAAAGUCAUCCUGUUUUCUUUGUGUUAUUUCCACGCCGUGGUAGCUGAGAGACGAAAAUUUGGACCCCAGGGAUGGAACAAAAUGUACCCUUUUAAUGUGGGAGAUUUAACAAUAAGCGUUUUCGUACUCUACAAUUAUUUGGAAGCAAACUCGAAGGUUCCUUGGGAAGAUCUUAGGUACUUGUUUGGUGAAAUCAUGUAUGGGGGUCACAUUACUGAUGAUUGGGAUAGGAGAUUGUGCAAUACGUACUUAGAAGAAAUACUUCAGCCUGAUCUGGUUGACGGUGAAUUAAUGCUAGCCCCAGGAUUUAUGGCACCCCCAAACACAGACUACCAAGGAUAUCAUUCAUAUAUCGACGAGAUAUUACCUCCAGAAUCGCCAUAUUUGUACGGCCUUCACCCAAAUGCCGAGAUAGGUUUCCUAACUACUACCGCUGACAAAUUAUUUAAAACAGUUUUUGAAAUGCAACCAAGAGACGCGGGUUCUUCGGGAGGCACUACUAUAACACGCGAGGAAAAAGUUAAACAGAUGGUUGAUGAAAUGAUAGAAAAACUUCCAGAAGACUUCAAUAUGGUUGAAAUUAUGGGCAAAGUGGAGGAGAGGACUCCUUACGUAAUCGUGGCCUUCCAGGAAUGCGAAAGAAUGAAUUUGCUGACUGGGAAAAUUAAACAAACUCUUAAGGAGCUUGAGUUAGGGUUAAAGGGUGAACUUACCAUCACUUCUGACAUGGAGGAUUUAGAGAAUGCUAUUUUUUUGGACCAGGUGCCUCCAACGUGGUCAGAACGAGCCUACCCUUCGUUAUUGGGUCUUACAGCGUGGUUUAUUGACUUACUUUUGAGGAUAAGAGAACUGGAAACCUGGUCUACAGAUUUUGUGCUACCUGCAUCUGUUUGGUUGGGUGGUUUUUUCAAUCCUCAAUCACUUCUAACCGCGAUAAUGCAAAGUACUGCCAGGCGAAAUGAAUUGCCUUUAGACAAAAUGUGCCUGCAAUGCGAUGUAACAAAAAAACAAAAAGAAGAAUUCACGAGUGCACCCCGGGACGGUGCGUACGUGCACGGGUUGCAUAUGGAAGGUGCAAGGUGGGAUGUCCAGGCUGGGAUAAUAAUGGACUCUAGACUAAAAGAACUGUAUCCCGCCAUGCCGGUGAUAAACAUAAAAGCCAUUACACAGGACAAGCAGGAUUUAAGGAAUAUGUACGAAUGUCCUGUGUACAAAACUAAGACGAGGGGACCCACUUUCGUCUGGACUUUUAAUUUGAAAACUAAGGACAAACCGGCCAAGUGGACUUUGGCAGGAGUGGCUUUAUUAUUACAAACCUGAAUUUUUAUGUACCUAGUUUAAAAUAAAGCAAGAACACUUUUUCCUAAACAUUACAUAGCAUAUAUUCAAAUAAGAGACUAAUUACAGUAUUGAUAAAUUAUACAUUUGCAUGUUUUUACAUUAUAUUCUAAGAGUGAAGGAAAAACACUUUACAUCGUUUAUAGAGCAGAAAUAAGAGUUAUUCGAUUUUCAGCAGAUCUUUUUCGUAAAAAAAUAAACACAUAAACUUAUUUCAAUAUUAAACAUUUAAUGUUUUACAUGGCUCUAUUUUCUGUUAUUGUUUAAUAUAUUUUAAAUAAAGCAACAAAAUACAUAAAUGAACAUUAUCUUUCUUCCUUAACUAAAUUUUAAUUUCCUCUCUACGUUCCUUAAGCGUUAACCAAGAACAAAGGAGGAUAUUAAAAUGGGUUCAACAUAAAAUAAA